CCCCAGGUCCCGCGCCCUCUGCUCGCGAGCGGACCCGGGUGCGGGCGAGGCCCGCGCUCCAUGCGGCCGCUCAGCAUGUCCGGGCACUUUCUGCUCGCGCCCAUCCCCGAGUCCUCCCCGGACGGCCUCCUGCCCAAGGACAUCAAACUGGCCGUGCUGGGCGCCGGCCGCGUGGGCAAGAGCGCGAUGAUCGUGCGCUUCCUGACCAAGAGAUUCAUUGGCGACUACGAACCGAACACAGGCAAACUGUAUUCACGGCUCGUCUAUGUAGAGGGGGACCAGUUAUCGCUGCAGAUCCAGGACACUCCCGGGGGCAUCCAGAUCCAAGAUAGCCUUUCCAAGGUCUCCGAUUCCCUGUCCAAAUGUGUGCAGUGGGCGGAAGGCUUCCUGCUAGUCUAUUCCAUCACAGACUAUGACAGCUACCAGUCCAUCCGGCCCCUGUACCAGCACAUCCGCAAGGUCCACCCUGACUCGAAAGCCCCUGUCAUCAUCGUGGGCAACAAGGGGGACCUUCUGCAUGCCCGGCAGGUGCAGACACACGAUGGCAUUCAGCUAGCCAACGAGCUGGGCAGCCUGUUCCUUGAAAUUUCCACUAGUGAAAACUACGAAGACGUCUGUGCUGUGUUUCAGCAUCUCUGCAAAGAAGUGAGCAAGCUGCACAGCCUCGGCGGGGAGAGGAGAAGAGCCUCCAUCAUCCCGCGGCCGCGCUCCCCCAACAUGCAGGACCUGAAGCGGCGCUUCAAGCAGGCUCUGUCUUCCAAAGCCAAAGCCCCCUCUGCGCUGGGGUGAACCAUCUCAGACAGACUCCGCUCCUUUUUAUUACGCAUUUGUGCAGCUGAAAAGACUGGGCUUCUCCUUUUUUAAUCACACGUUCAGAGUUUAUUUUUAUAAAGACUAUUGAUUUUCAAGUGUAUGUGUAUUUCUGAAACUUCAAACAGUGAUUGCUAGAAGCUGGAUAGAGCUUUUUGUUUUUU
Messenger RNA from Propithecus coquereli (Coquerel's sifaka), 974 nucleotides. RefSeq names its product RAS-like, family 11, member A (gene RASL11A). Bases 61 to 789 code for a protein of 242 amino acids. Gene Ontology annotation, molecular function: GTP binding; GTPase activity. Lineage: Eukaryota; Metazoa; Chordata; Mammalia; Primates; Indriidae. The record is from RefSeq and is a predicted model, not a curated record. The transcript has 4 exons.